Molecule: messenger RNA, 3195 nt
Organism: Nilaparvata lugens (brown planthopper)
Lineage: Eukaryota; Metazoa; Arthropoda; Insecta; Hemiptera; Delphacidae
Exons: 1
Coding region: 1-3195 (1064 amino acids)
Source: RefSeq, a predicted model, not a curated record
AUGUCGAGCUCAUUCAACAACACAUCAGUGCAACGCAAUACGCCGGCUAAUAACCAGCCUAGCACCAGUCGACAACCAUCACAGCCCAAAGCCAAUAUCAUGAAUUUCAACACUUCAAAUUCACCAAAUGUUUUCAACAGAGCAUCAACUUCUGAGUGUUAUUUUUGUCGCAAUGGCUCUCACAACAUUUUCAAUUGUAAUCAACUUCUCAAAAUUCCAACUUCAGAGCGAACCUCUGCUGUAUUGAAAAAAUCCUUGUGUGUCAACUGUAUUCGGCCAUGGGAUCGAGCUCACCAAUGUCAAGGUUCCUGCAAGACGUGCAAUUUACGACAUCACACGCUACUUCAUGGGUCAAGUCCUGUCCCUAAGAGGUCCAACUAUGUCACAACAUCGAACCAUGCGCGCAAUCCAGUGAAAAAUCUGUCGCAGAGCAUGCCGUACUGUGAGUAUAACAUACCUCAUCAGUCACAACAACAAUUAAGGUAUGAUAAUCAAUACAACCAGCCAUCGCAAAUGUCAUCAGUGCAUCCAGCAUCAAUGAACUCCAAUUCAGCAGUGCCAAUGACACACAUGGUUUCACCUGCGCCGCAAAUAUCAACUAGCCUUGUCCAGCAGUUGCCGACUUCUAGUGUUGUUGUCAAUUCAAUUCCCUCUAGACCUCAGUCAUCAAAUUCUGAGAGAAGUCGUCAAUUUGAUUCAUCUCAAUCCAGUUUGCAGCCUGCCACAAAUGUUGUUGAAUCUCACAAUCAGACAGUCAGCUAUGCCCACAGCGCACCACAAAUCAAAUCCAUUGAUAGCAGACGCACUUGCAUCAUGCCUACAGCCCAGUUGAUUGUCUUUGACAAGAGUGGUCAAGCUGUAAUUUGCCGCGCACUCCUCGACAGUGGCUCUGACAGCUGUUUUAUUUCACGUCAAUUAGCUACUCAACUUCAAUUACCCACUAUUUGUACUGGCAGCACAGUUCACACUGUGUCUGGCAGUAAUGCUACCUUAUUGAAUUUGUCAUCUUUGAGUAUUCACUCACCUGACCGAACUUGGUCAACUCACAUUGAUUGCAUUGUCACAGAGAAAAUUGUUCCUAGUGUUCCACCAUCUGGACUCAAUUUUUCAGAUUUCAAUAUUCCCCCCAAUGUUGUUUUAGCCGAUCCUACCUUCUUCAGAAUUUCAGGAGUGGAUAUACUCUUAAACGUUGAUGUCUACGCCAUGCUUCAUUUACCUGGUCAAAUUCGCCUGUCCGAAAGCUGUAUUCUUCAGAAUACCAAGUUAGGUUGGAUAGUCUGGGGCUCCAUUCCUGCUUAUAAAUCAUCUGUCACCCAUCAACACAUUUCCAAUUUCGUUUCUAGCAUUGAACAUGUGUCCAACGCAGACAUCUCUAAGCAAUUGGAAAAAUUUUGGCAAAUUGAAGAAAUUGAUACUGAAUCCAGCACGCCAGCAGAACACGCACAAAUUGAGCAGCACUACAUUGAGAAUGUUCAACGUCAAGAUGAUGGCAGAUUUUCUAUAGCCUUGCCGAAAAAGGAUUCAUUUCAUUUGUUAGGUCAAUCCUUCAGACAAGCAUUGACUCGCUUUCACUCGCUGGAGAAACGUCUUGAUACUCAUCCUGAACUCAAGAAACAAUAUAUACAAUUCAUGGAUGAAUAUAUUGAUUUAGGUCACAUGUCUCUUGCACCACCUUCAUCUCCAUAUGAUCCAUAUUAUCACAUUCCUCAUCAUCCAGUUUUCAAGCCAGAUUCCACGACUACCAAACUUCGAGUUGUGUUUGAUGCUUCAGCGAAGUCCACUUCAGGAUUAUCACUCAAUGAUGUUCUUCACAUUGGUCCAACAGUGCAGCCUGAGUUGUUUGACACAGUGCUCAGAUUUCGUAUGCAUCGUAUCGCAUUCAUUGCUGAUAUAGCGAAAAUGUACCGCCAGAUUCUUGUUCAUCCAAAUGACAGAAAUUUUCAACGCAUCUUUUGGAGAUCUGAUCAGAAUCAACCUAUUCAAGAGUAUCACUUGAAUACUGUCACUUACGGCACAUCCUCAGCUCCAUACCUUGCUACACGCAUGCUCAAUCACUUAGCAGAUGUUGAAUGUUCACUGCAAUCAGCAGUUCAUCAAGCCAUUAAGGAAGAUUUUUACGUGGAUGAUCUUAUCAGUGGUUCAUCUUCACUCUCAUCAGCCAUAGAGUUGGCUCAUCAAUUGCUUACUACACUUAAUAAAGGAAAUUUUGAACUCAGGAAGUGGUUGUCUAAUUCGUCAGAAUUACUUUCAACGAUCCCAGCUCAUCUCAUCGAGACAGCUACAUCACGACCAUUAUCUGAUUCAAACGACAGUGUUGUUAAGGCACUUGGUCUCAUUUGGAAUUCUACGGCUGAUCAACUCACUAUCUCAUCCAACAUUUCAAAAGUUGUUCAUCAAACAUCUUUCACUAAACGUCAAUUAUUGUCAUGCAUUUCUAGCAUAUUUGAUCCGCUUGGACUCAUCUCACCCAUUGUCAUUCGUCCCAAAUUGUUAUUUCAAAAGCUUUGGCUCCAUAAACUUGAUUGGGACCAAAAGCUACCAUCUGAGCUUCUCACAGAAUGGUUAUCCAUACUUCAUGAUUUACCAAACAUUGCGAAUGUUUCUAUUCCACGUUGUGUUUUGCCACCCUCUUCAGAGGUCGAUUUGGAACUGCAUGCAUUUUCUGAUGCCAGCGCAACAGCAUUUGGUGCUUGUCUUUAUGUUCGCAGCUCAUCAUCGGACGGGGUUCAAGUUAGAUUGCUUACGUCAAAGUCCAAGGUAGCGUCCAUAAAACCAUUGCUCACAAUUCCUCGUUUGGAACUCCAAGCAGCAUAUUUGUCAUCGAAAUUAGUUGUGAAAACAAUUCGUGCUUCCAAGCUCAAAUUUUCCAGGGUAAUCUUGUGGACUGAUUCCAAGGUUGUGUGCGAUUGGCUCAAGGCUUUGCCAAACAGAGCAGAUAUCUUUGUUUCGGUUCGCGUCUCUACGAUUCAGAAUCUUACAGCAGAUUUUACAUGGAAACAUGUCACUACGAAACAUAAUCCUGCUGACCUAAUUUCGAGAGGCUGCACUCCAACAACACUCAUCAACAGUUCACUUUGGUGGAAUGGCCGUCUUGGUUGUCCAAGCAAGAAGCUACAUGGAAUGACAUCUCCUGUAAUGUUGCAAUCAUCCGUCCUAUCUCAUCACAUGCCACUAGAGUCACAACUUCAGUGUUGA